GGAAAUAUAUUUUAUAAAAACCUUCUCACUGCUGCAGCCGCCAACAAUGUCCUUGAGUUUCUGCCCAAAAUCAGGUCAGAAAUUCCCGUUGUCUUGGAUUUCAAAAAUAAAAAAUGUUUGAUUGGAAGGAAUUCCUUAUGAUCCUACCUGUAGUACUGUUCUUAGCUUGGUGUAUAUACUAUUUGUCCUGCAAUGAAAGCAGAUAUUAUUGUAGUUUCUCAAGCGUGAUUGCGAAUAUUAAUCAUUUGAUUGAGAAAAUCUGGUCUGAGCUCAAGAGGAACAUGGUUGAGAACCUGGGAGUUGUAUUUAAGCUAGCAUUAGCAGCUUUAGGUGUCUGUGCUCUAGGUGAUGCAAAUACAUGGAAUGUUUGGUGGAUUGCAGGCUUUGCAGUCUUUAUUACUCUCUGUUACUGCUUUAGGGUCUGUGUGGAAAUGAAGAGAGCUCAACUUACUCGAACAUGUCACUAUGUCAAUAGGAGGAACAAUAAGAAAGUUUGGUUUUUCACUAUAACUCAUGCUUUUGAAUUUCUACUUCCUCUGUUAUGUCUUUUCCUGGCUUAUACGUAUUUCAUGGAGCUUCAUUUUCAAAAGCAUCACAUUGAAAGUGAUUGGAAAAUUGUUGCAACUGCUAUAAAAGUAGCCAUUGUGUUUGUAAGCAGCGUAAUAGUAAUCUUGAGUGCUUGUUGUAAAAGACAUUAUGUGACGCCUGAUGACCAGAACCAGCUACUUCCAAUUUCAACUGACCCCACCUUUCCACGCAAUUGGAAUGAAGUAUUUGUGGCCCUACCUGCGCACGUGGACAAUCCAACUGUUCCAGAUGCAAAUGUAGCAGAAAUGGUGCCUAGGGAAUCAGAGGAUCAAGUUGUUGCAGAUGCUCGACAGACGUAUGUGAAAAAUCAGCCUGUUGCAGCAGAUCCACCAGAAGUGAUUUAGAGGGAUGAUGCGGAGAGUCAAUCAUAUUCAGAUGCUAAUGUACAACUGGUAUAGGAUGCUGAAAUUUGAUGUGUUGCGCUGAUGCGUGCUAAUGCCAUUGCUGGUGCUGAUUUUCUCAAUAUUUGGUUCCAACAGCCUCCCUUUCCUCUUGUUAACAGGAUGAGAUACAUAUCUGUAAGUAAUUGCUGGCAUAAACAUGUUUUUUGUACUCUAUUUAAAACAAGUGUAGGAUCCAUCCCGGCUUUAGGAUGGUUAUCUUGUUGUAGUUACGUGUUUCAUCUUCUUCAAUGAAGAUGUUGAAGAUAUCAAUUCCAGGGCAAGACUACCUGUUGUAUACAAAAUAUAGAUUGUUUUGAUAUGAAAACCUGUAAUUUAUAUGCUGGCCUUUUCAUCUAA
Molecule: messenger RNA, 1328 nt
Organism: Daucus carota subsp. sativus
Lineage: Eukaryota; Viridiplantae; Streptophyta; Magnoliopsida; Apiales; Apiaceae
Exons: 2
Coding region: 114-932 (272 amino acids)
Source: RefSeq, a predicted model, not a curated record